Molecule: messenger RNA, 8038 nt
Organism: Bombyx mori (domestic silkworm)
Lineage: Eukaryota; Metazoa; Arthropoda; Insecta; Lepidoptera; Bombycidae
Product: E3 ubiquitin-protein ligase TM129
Exons: 5
Coding region: 218-1294 (358 amino acids)
Biological process (GO): protein ubiquitination
Cellular component (GO): membrane; endoplasmic reticulum
Molecular function (GO): ubiquitin protein ligase activity
Source: RefSeq, a predicted model, not a curated record
UAUAUUUUUAUUAUCAUUAAUUGACAUCGAAUUCAAAUUCGAUUCAGUGGGAAUUGUAUUGAAAUUCGAUCAAUUUUAUAUUAGUGGAUUUACAUGAAUUAUUUCCGUGAUACGUUAGAUAUUUUUCAGUCGACAGCUUUUGUCAAUAAACUCCUAUAUCCAUUUUGGGAAUGUAUUUCAAUCAAUUUUUUAAUCAAUAGAUACAAAAAAAAUCAGAAUGGAUGUUUUAGUUACACUUUUCUACGUUCUAUUCUCUAUAUGCGUUGUUUAUCCGCCUACCGAGUUCGUGUCUGCAGGAUUCACAAUUGCUCAGCUAUUUGAUAACUACUUGGGCUCUGAAAAUACCAACUUUAUUGGUUAUCACAUGAAGAGAAUAACCAUAACUGCGUUUAUACAUUCCGCUCUACCUCUUGGGUACGUUUGCACACUAUGGUGUUGCGGGGAACGUAGUCAAUGGAUGCUUGCAAGUUUUGCUGCGACGGCCUUCAUACCGCUGUUAAUGUGCUACAAAUUGCUGUGCUGGUGGGAGUAUGAGAAGCUUGGUCAUCCGAUCGUAAAGGCACUCCUGCCGUACGUGUCGACGGGAAGUGACUGGCGGGUCACUGCGGCUUAUCUCAAUUCAGAAUUUAGAGGUGUUGAUAAAGUCUCAAUACAGCUGACGGCUACAAGCAAGUUUGUGGCUACGGAGACUUGGCUCAUCAAGGUGUCACAGUAUUCCGUUAACAUAGUGAAACAGGAAGAUUGCUCUCUUGUUGCCACUGCUAGUGACAGCCACAAUUUGUCACCAUCGGGUGAAGACGUAAUCCAAUAUCUGAACAUAGAGGUGAUACCCAACCGAGAUGAGAUCCAGCGAUUUACAUUUCGCAUCACAACAGUAAUGUUGCGUGACUUGCAGCCGAGGCUAUUGAAUGCAGUGAGGGUUCCUGAACACAUUUCAUUGAUGCCAACUUUAGUGGAACGAUUCGUGAAUGUCUUCAAACAGUAUGUUGAUCAGAACCCUGUUUAUAUUAUUGAUGAGGAGCCAGAGAUGUGCAUUGGGUGCAUGCAAGCCCCGGCUGAUGUUAAGAUAAAUCGACGUUGCUUGCCGCCUCCACCACAUCUCGAGGGAGGACCACAGCAGUGCCAGCAGUGUCACUGCAGGGUGCUGUGGUGCGCGUCGUGCAUGGGGCGGUGGUGGGCGACGCGCGCGGGCGGGCCGGCGUCGGGCUGGCUGGCGGGGCGCUGCACGUGCCCCGUGUGCCGCGCCGUCUUCUGUCUGCUGGACGUCAGCCCCGCGCGCCUCGCCGUCUCCUGAGCACCCAUCGCUAUAAACACAUCGGUCUUUUAGUCAAACUAACUUGUACAGAUUCAACGGAUUUUUUUAAUCAUUAUUGUUUACUGUUAAGGUAGCGGUGCCAGUAGAUGGCCAUUUAAUGCAGUAGUUUUUGUUUUUAAACACUGUCUGUGAUGUUAAUCGGUCUAUGCACUCGGUGAAGGCGUUUUGCGAUAACUUAAACUCGAAUUUAUUAAGAUCAAUCAACAGAUUACUCCAGUUUAAAAAAUUCAAGAAGAAAAAAAAUUUAAAAGACAUAAAUACAAAUACUAGUACAUAUAGAUGGCCACUUGAGAUAAGUGAAAAAUUAGUAGAUGGCCACUUUCUCACUAGUAGUUGCCCACCCAGUUUCAAUGCUAUAUUCUGUGUUCUAAAUAAAAAUAAGCCUUAUAGACUGCUUCAUAAGAAAUUUAUUUAAUUAUUUUAAAUAAGUCUAGUCUUCAAAGUGUUUCAUUUCAGGCACAUUAAAUAGGUCUCGCGUUUUGCUUGUUUUCUGAGGCUCCUUUAUGGUAGUGAUGACGUUUUUCCACUCGUAUUCACAAACGUCGGGCCGAACUGGCCAUAGCCGCCCCACUCUCGCCAUGGCAGAAAUUGAAGCGACCAAUGGAAGCGCCGUAACAACUUUUCCGGGAUAAAACCUGCCGUCAUAACGAACGAUGACGAAUUCGCCGUUCAUUUUUUUCGGAGGGAUAAGUUUGCUGUCACUAUCAUCCUCAUCCGUUUCUUCAUCGUCAAUGUCGCUUUCUGCCGACGAGACUUUAACACUUGAGUCAGAAGAAUCAGAAGAAUAACACAGAUGUCUUCUAGUGUUUUUGGCUUGCGGCGCUUUCGAUCUUCUCCUUCCAAUUUCUUCUGUUCCAUCAAUGCAUCUUUUUCCGCCAUCUUCCGUUUCCUUUCGUUGGCUCGCUCUAACUUCUGCUUUGCGAGAUUCUCCUUCUUUUCCAUUUUCCGUUUCAAGUAGAUCACAUAAUCUUCUCCAAAAGCUACGGUGGGCAAUUUUUCCUUUGGCUUCCUUUUUGUAUCCUUGCUCACUUCCGUCGGUACAUAAAAAAGUGCUUUUUAAAGGGACUAGGCACAGUGCUAGUAGAUGAGGGUCCUGGUUGUUCAUGUACAAGCUUCAUGUCCGCAGUAGCUAAGUCAGAAAUCGGUGCUGGAAUGUUGAAGUCAGCUGUGCUAGAUGGUGGCCCUGGUAGUUCAUGUACAAGCUCCAUGUCCGCAGUGGCUAAGUCGGAAAUCGGUGCUGGUAUGUUGAAGUCAGCUUUGCUAGAUGGUAGUCCUGGUAGUUCAUGUACAAGCUCCAUGUCCGCAGUGACUAAGUGGGAAAUCGGUGCUGGAAUGUUGAAGUCAGCUUUGCUAGAUGGUAGUCCUGGUAGUUCAUGUACAAGCUCCAUGUCCGCAGUGACUAAGUGGGAAAUCGGUGCUGGAAUGUUGAAGUCAGCUUUGCUAGAUGGUAGUCCUGGUAGUUCAUGUACAAGCUCCAUGUCCGCAGUGACUAAGUGGGAAAUCGGUGCUGGAAUGUUGAAGUCAGCUGUAAGUGGAGAUGCUGUCCGAUCCUCGUGCGUUAGAUCACUAUCUUCCUUUUGGAGGGCUUCUACUUCAGUUUUGGUACUGUGCCAUAAGUUGAACAAUGACUUAUCAGUGGUGUCACCGGACCAAUCACCAAUUGUAGAUUGAAAUGCAAUCAAGGUGUCAGCAGGUAUUGAUUCAUUUAGAAAAUGUAAGCCUCUCUUUAAGAACAAAAUUUUUUCAGUGUUGUCCUUCUUCUCAAUAGCUUUCCCAGGGAUCGUAACUGCUUCGGGGUUCCAGGGAACAAGGCCACAUUUGCGGAAACCAUUCACUAGUAUGGACGGGGUUAAGCUUUCUUCCAUCACCUCCUUAAGUAAUUUGGCGAAGUCUUUCUUCUUUAAAGCGUGCCCCUCCUCGCUUUGAAUUUUGCAAUCCGCCACAUGUGCACUCGCUUCCUCCAAGCCACCUUUGAAGGUUUAAAAACGGCCACGUCAAGUGGUUGCAGCAAAUGAGUAGCAUUUGGAAAGAGUGGUAUAAGUACGAUGCCUUUCUCAUGACAGAACUGGCUGCAUUGGUAAGACAAAUGCGAUUUGUGUCCAUCUACGAAGAGUAUGACAGGUAACAUGAGGGUUUGAGAGGAUAGCCAAGGGAAGAAUAUAUCAGCUAUAACCUCAAAAAAAGCUUCACAGGGCUUCCAACCCGAGUCGGUUUUUCCCAGUCCUCACCCUGAUGGAAAAUUGUCGGAAAUUUCAGCUGGAAUUCGCUUGUAAGGGUAUAUAAUUGUCGUAGGAGCAAAGGUGCCGGCAGCGUUUCCUGUAACAAGUACAGUCAAACACUCUUUGUCGUCAGCAUUAACAUGUUGGUAGACGUUUUUGUCUCCUUUUUUUGCGAGGACCUUGGGUGUUUUAGGUGCUAACAUGAAAGCCGUCUCGUCAUAGUUAAAGACUCUGUUGGGGUCAAGGAGAAUGUCGGCCCAACCUUUUUCUUUUAAUUUGUCUCCAACUUUUCCAAACCAUUUCCUUAUUGCUUCUUCGUUGACGGCUGCUCUAGAAGACGUCAGUUUUGCGAGGUCCUCUUCAUAAAAAGUUUUAAAAAUGUUUUUCCUGGCUUAUUAUUCGCCUUAAAAAAAUUGCAGUUUCGUUUUAAAUCAUUCAAUUAUUUCUGAAUACUGAAGAGCAGCUGCUCGUGAGUAAUGGGGAAUCCAGCCGCUGCAGGUUCGUACACCCAUUGGCAUAUUCUCUCCUCUUCUUCUUUUGUCAGCAUAGUGGCUGGACCCAUCUUCCUUGCAAGAGGAGAUUUCCCGGUCACUUUAUUUGCAAGUCUGCCGAGGGACUUCAAAUUUCUUGGCGGCAGCACGUAUCGGUGUGUCAUGGAGUCUUACGUCGUUAACGGCUUGGGUCAUGGCCUCUUCACUAUAACUUAAAAACGCUCCUUUUUUUCCUGGCAUCUAAAAAAUAAAAAAUAAAAUUAGUACUUACCUAAAAUGGAAUACAUGGACAGAAUUAGUAAUUGGCCGAAAUAAUAGUCAGUAGUUGCCCAUGCGGCUCAUUACUGAAAAUUAAAAAUAAAACCCAAAAAAUGUUAAUGCAUUUUAAUUUUAUUAACUUUUUAGGUUAGAUAAAAAAUAAUGAAGCAAAAUAAACUUGAAAUAGAAAAUACCUAGUAGUUGCCCGGACGGGCAACUAUUAAAUUAUUUUGACUAACAGAUGCUAGUAAUGGGUCACCCCAACAAACUAUAAUGUAAGCAAAAAUGCAUUUUUAAUUUUUAAAACAAAUGUUGACUCAAACCCACUAUAAAUCCUAAAACCAAAUUAUCCAAACAAAAUAACAUGAUUUGCCAUCAAAAUCUUUCGAAUGAUUGACCUCUUUGCUUAAUAAAUUACAUAAGAAAUUACAUUGUUUUAAUCUGACGACCACCGAUUCAAAAGUCAAAAUUCGCCAUCUUGAAUAUCACGGCUACCAACAUGACGGCGUCUAUUUUUUUGUGUUGCCAGAUGAUCACACUCGCCUAUAAGCUAACAAUGCGUAAAAAAUGUUAUAUAAAACUCUUGUUAUAAGCAUUUUUAGGGAAAGUGGCCAACUACUAAUGCAUGGCCAUCUACUAGCACCGCUACCUUAGUUAAUUUUAAACUUUUAUUAAUAUACAAAAUAUUAUUUUAAUAACCUAAAAGUACAUGUUAUUAUCCGCAACACGCUUCGUCAGAUUACAGAAAUAGAGUUAUCAGCAACAUGCUUCGUCAAAAAGUACAAUACUUACUUUCAGCUGCAAGCGUCCUCAUAAGUACCAUAUAGGUUCACGCUAACAGCAAUGCGCGCGUAGGCAUCGGCUAGUCAAACAGCGGAAAUGUAUGAGACACUACAGUGCACAAACUCGCACAAUAUGUAAACUGCUCAGAAACAUGAAUGUGAACGUUUGAAGUCCAAUUUACAUGUUUAUUGAAACCAGUGGAUCUCUGAUUUCGGCUUCAUAAUAAAGCAAUUAAUUUAGGUCCAUGAACCCAAUUGUCUGGCGAGAAAGUGUGAACGCCUGUAAAGAAACGUAUGAUUUUAUCUGUUCUGACUACCGUCGCGGAGAUGACUAUAGCAGUUUACUGCCCAUUGCGGUCUAGGAUUUUUCAUAUAAAAUUUUAACUGUUGCUACAAACUGCCCAACCACAGAUUAUAUUCAUUUGCUGUUUAAAACUGAAGAUUGUAUACUAUAUCGAAUUUAAUCUAUGAAAAUACAUCGAUUUUUUUAAAAAUUAUAAUACAAAAUUUUAACUGAAAAAGAAAUCGACUCCAACAAAAUAAAAUGCGAACAUGAUCAACGUAGUAUCGAAGUCAAUUAAAUAUACAUUAUUAAGGAUAACCCAAAAACUGCUGGUUAGAUCUUGAUAAAAAAAAUUCACAUGAGAAGCAUUAGCUUUCAAGUGAAAAAGCAUCAUUAAGUCAGUUCACCGAGAAAAACUUCUGAAGUGACAACACGAAAAAAAAAAAAAAAUUUAAUUGAGAACUUCCCCAUUUAGUCAGAAUUGUUUUUAAAGUUUGUAAGCAUGAAAAUGCACUGAAUGAAAAUUAUGAAUUAAGUUAACGCAUUACUGAGAUUGGUAUGGGAAUUUUAUUGUUUUAUUAAAACACAAAUGUUGCACUAUGGCCGAUUGAGUUUAGAGUAAAACCGUGAGAAACUUGUACCACACUUGUAUAUAAAACAAGCUUUAUUUUUUUUAAAGAUUUUUUGUCUUGAUAAUGGCAUAUAUAAAUAUGAAAAUUUGGUAUAUAGUUUUCGGUAUAAUGUACAACAGGAAGACGGAUAGACACCUGAAAUAAGCGGCCACCCCCAGGGCGAAGUCUCAGUUGUAUUGUGUGGUUUUACCAACCAAAUAUACAGUUAUAUAGUUAUGUUUGUAUACUCAAUUAAUGCAAUUUUACGUUUUAAGUAUCUAGCUAAAGUCAUUAGAUGAAAUUAAUAUCACUUAGAUUUUUUUAUAAAUAUAUAAUCAUAGACAACGCACAUCUUUCCCCCGGUCGCCGGCCCCCCACCGGGAAUUCCCGGGGGAACCAGAGUUCUAACUAUUCGUGUUUUUAAAUGUUUUAUUAUUUUGUACAUUAUUAUUCGUUUGUGAUAUGUUUGUUUUAAAUGCUUGUGAAAAUAUUUGUACAAUAAUACCAAUGUUGACAUUUUUUUUUUAUAUAUUUUGAAUCUUUAAACAUUUAUUAUUAUCAUUAUUAUUAGCACUAUGCACUGUACAUGGAUAUUUUACACUUUAUAUUGAGACGUAGCUAUUAAUGUAACUGUAAAGCAAACGGCUGAAUUUUAUAUUUAAUAUAAUGAAUUUUCUAUAUUAUACUUAUUAUAUUUAUGAAAAUAAUAUUAUGAUUACUUAUUAAUUAAAUUAUAGCUUAUAGUAGAAUUAUUUUGUCCGUGCAGUUUGGGUCAUAAAACAUAGCCCGGCUAGGGCGGUCAGAAUGUUGCGCGGGCGCAACGCCGUUAUCAAUAAAAACAAAUGAGUCAUCGAAGGCAGGUAGACGGCGCGGCGGCGGGGUGGUAUACGAAGGGUGAUGAGACAUUGUUAUGUUAUGAGUUAAUUUCUGCCGUUCCCGUUAACAUGCUGCGGCGAUAUGUGGUGUAAGUGUUCGAUUAGUAAUUUUUUCUUUGAUUUUUAUCACUAACCCACAAAAUGACAAAAUACACUAUCGAUAACGCUUAUCGACAACAAUAAUGCGCAUCACUAUGCCCGUCCAUAAGGCUCGUGAGUGAAAGCGAGAGCAAAAUACUCGCUUCACCGCUCCGAUUUUUUAUGACCCAAACUGCACGGACAAAAUAAUUCUACUAUAGUGUAUAAUACUUCCGUAGGAAAAUUAUAAACAUGAAAUAUCGUUAUUAUUAAAUUACAAUUUUUCAAUCCCUUUAACCCGUUAGAAUGCCCGUGGGGGCGGAAGCCCUUGCCCUCGUAGACUUCGGGCAGAUUUUUAAAAUAUAAUUAUGAAACCCGACAUCGUAUAUUUGCAAAAUUAAAGAUGCUGGAUUGUAAUACAUAAAUAUUUGUUGUAAGACCAUAGAGCGAUUAUUGUUGUUUUUAAUUUAGAUAUAUCUAAACAUAAUAAAUACGACCGUCAGAAGACGAAACCGUAAUAAUGUAGGGACCACCCAACUACAAGUGGACACUAGCUCUCUAAUACGACAAUCAGUCUUAAACUGGAAAGGCCUCCGGGCCAAAAGUAGUCCCUCAAAAUGUAAAAAAUAAAUAAAAAAUCUAUGUACCUGCGUCGUGAACCCGCAAUCGAAACUAAAAGUGCGCGUGUAGCAGUACAUUGCGUACUUUUCAAAACAUUUUAUUUUUUUGCUUAGACGGGGGUACGAGCUCACAGCCUGGUGUUAAGUGGUUACUGGAGCCCAUAGACACCCACAACGUAAAUGCGCCACCCACCUUGAGAUAUAAGUUCUAAGGUCUCAAGUAUAGUUACAACGGCUGCCCCGCCCUAUAAAUCGAAACGCAUUACUGCUUCACGGCAGAAAUAGGCAGGGCGGUGGUACCUACCCGUGCGGACUCAAGAGGUUCUACCACUAGUAUUCUUAAAAUGUUUUAAGAGGUGAUAAUAAAUAUAUACCGCGUCCCGAAUCCCCGUUAUAUUGCAUUGUAUUCUAAGAAAUUGUCUUUAAGAAAAUGUCUUAUCUUUAAGAAAUUGUUCCCUAAUCCUCGACACAUAAAUGUGACAGAUAAUAAAUUCUAGAAAGACGCA